CCUAUUCAUGCUCAAAAGAUAGGCCGCCAUUUCAAUGCGUAUUUUGAGGCUUGUGUUAUGGCAAACUUAUUGACAUUUUACGAGACACGGCACAAUUUCACCGUCUGAAUCCGACCAAACUAAUAUAAUUUAUAUUAGUGAUGUUCUAAUGCGAUGAGCUUAGACCCUUCUACAUUAGCCAGUAAACAUAGCAACAUAAUACACAGUUAUUCUGCUCUACCUUCUCUGUGUAAAGUUGUCGAGGAUACACUUCAACAUAAGUCAGAUGGUUAUUUGAAUCUUGAACUGACAAACAAGUUCAAGGAGAAAAAAAGAAGAAGAAAAACCCACCUGUGGCUUCAUAGACCCAAACAGAGGAAUCCAAGACCAGAAGACAUGUCCAUGAAUGGUUUCAGCACAGAGGAGGACAGUCGUGGGGGACAUGACCAGAUAUGUUGUCUGUUUGAUUCGGGAGAGAGAUGUACUAACCAAGCUGGAAAUGCCAGCUACAGUAAACGUAUACAGAAAACUGUACAGCAGCGCAAACUCAAGUUAGUUAGGGAUGAUAGUGUGGCCCACAUCUAUAUUUGUGACUACCAUAAGAAUGUGAUACAAAGUGUGAGGGCGAAGAGAAAGAGGAAGGACAGUGAGGAUGGUAACGGCUCGCCCAAUGUAGAGGAGGAUCUUCCAGAGAUUGACUUUUUCCAAAUGCCUGUGAACACACUGAGACGAUACAAGCGCCACUACAAGCUGAUGACUAGACCUGGCAUGAACAACAAGGCACAGCUAGCAGAUACUGUAGCUCGGCACUUCAAGACUAUAACAGUGAAUGAGAAGGAAGCAUUGACAUACUUUAUUUAUAUGGCCAAAAACUAUAAGAGUCGAUUUGACCAGAAGCAUUUGGAUAAUGUCAAUAGCACAUAGGUUUUCAUACAGGAUGUUAUGAAAGUGAGGAUUUGAGAAUGUGCGAGUUUGUUAUUGAAUAUAACCAAUUUAAGUGGAUUCAUUUGUUGUUUUAAAAGAAUGAAAUAUAUAUAAAAAAAAAAAAAAAAGAGAGCAAAUUUAUUGAUAAUUUAAACUGGACUUUAAUGUCCACAGAAAUGAAUGUCAUUGCAGUAAGACAUUUUUGCCCAUAGCAAUUAUUUAAUUCUCAUUUUGAAAUUUGUUUUAAAAAUGUCUUAUAUGUACAUUGAAUACUGAUGGAAGGUUUUAUUUCAACCAUCAUCAGCCAGGUUUUAUUCAUUUUCUUGAAAGUACACGUAAUUUAUGGAUUAAAUGAAUCUAUAAUUACUGUAAAAUAUGUUAAGGACUUUUGUAUUGACAAAGUGGAAAAUAUUGUUUCUCAGUUAUUUUGAAUUGACUGUAAACUGUAAAAUAUGUACACAGAAACUUUGACACUGGAUUACAUGCAAGAAGCCUUUCAAUGCAAACAUUUUCAAAUUCUAUGACACAAAAAAUUUGUUAAAGCUUUUACUUUGCCAGAGUUGAAUGCACUGAACAAGAAUUCAUUUUGUAUGUGUGUAUGAUGUAUGUAAUGGAAAUGCUUGAGUGGAAGUGUUUGAAUGAUUAGGACUUUUGUAGUUAUUAUCAUAAGUCAAAGUGCUCAGUGUGUUUUGUAGGAUUUUGUAUUAAUCCCAGUUCAAGUGGAUUCAAAAUGUAAAUGGGUCCUUAUGGAAAGUCAGAUUUCGGCGCUUGACUUUCUGUGUACUAAAAGUCACUGAAUCUCUUGCAUACCAGUAAAUUGUGAAGUGUUUAAAAUAGAUUUUUAUACAUAAAUAUGACCUUGCUGCAGUGAAGGGCACUUGUCUGAAGUCAAUCCAAACACAGAUUUCCUUGAUAUUAACCGAGAAUGCUCCGGUAUUUAACAUUUAGGACAGGCUACAUUAUUUGUGAAAGAAUACUGAUGUGAGAUCAGAUUUUAUGUUAUCAAAUUAAGUUAAUAUUUCAAAUUAAGGUGUUUCCAAAUUUUAAAAUAACAUUUACUGAAUAAAUCUAAUUGUGUAAUGUUGAGGUUAUUGCUAUUAAUUAGUUUUAAGAUUGUAAUUCAGUAAAUGUGAUAGCUUUCUUGAAAAUUUGAAACCAGAAUGUCAAUGACGUUUGUUAUUGAUGGUUCAUGUAUUUUCUUGACAUAGUUUAAACAUUAUACAUACAUUUAUUUGAAAAAUGCAGUUAUCUUUGGGCAAUGGCAAGGUGAAUAUGGUUAGUUUACUGACCAGAUAUGAAGCUGAAGUAAGUAUCCUUAUUGAAGAGUUGACAAAUAUAUUCACCAGAGUAAAAGACAUUUAAUUACAAUGUAUAUGACUAAUGAAAUUAAUAAUGGAUGCUCUGCUCAGAUCAUGUCUUAAAAUAUCAAAUCAAUACUAGCACCAUUCCUCAAGAUGUCAUAGUAAAUAGACUAUCUUAAGACUCGUGAUAUUGAUGCUAAAACUAGGAGUACUGUAGGAGGCAGUACUUCAUAACAAAUUAAAACUAGGAGUACUGUAGGAGGCAGUACUUCAUAACAAACUACACACCGUAUGUAGUAUUUAUCUGCAAAUUCUUGUUGUGAUACAAAGACUUGUGCUAUAAACUUCUUGCAUAUAUUCUAAUAAGUAGGAAGACAAGGCUGCAUUUUUAUACUGGUAGUUCUACUCCAGAAAAUGGAAUUAGUAAUGAUGUAUUGAAGCCACAGGACCUACCAUGUUACUUUGCCUUAAGGAAAAAAUAUCUGGACUAGGCAAUACAAUUUGAUGUACAAAUGAAAUGUACCAAUUAUUAUGAUGAAAAUAUUAAAAUGUUGAAAGUGAU
This is a messenger RNA of Pecten maximus, 2766 nucleotides long. RefSeq names its product histone deacetylase complex subunit SAP30L-like. The coding region runs from base 154 to 903 and encodes 249 amino acids. Gene Ontology annotation, cellular component: histone deacetylase complex. Gene Ontology annotation, biological process: regulation of DNA-templated transcription. The transcript is spliced from 7 exons. NCBI's taxonomy places the organism in Eukaryota, Metazoa, Mollusca, Bivalvia, Pectinida, Pectinidae. Gene Ontology annotation, molecular function: protein binding; transcription coregulator activity. The record is from RefSeq and is a predicted model, not a curated record.